Arabidopsis lyrata subsp. lyrata is the source of this 951-nucleotide messenger RNA. RefSeq lists its product as uncharacterized. The record is from RefSeq and is a predicted model, not a curated record. NCBI's taxonomy places the organism in Eukaryota, Viridiplantae, Streptophyta, Magnoliopsida, Brassicales, Brassicaceae. Bases 211 to 819 code for a protein of 202 amino acids. The transcript has a single exon.
ACAUAAUGUAUUAUUACAAAAAUGAAACAUUUAAUAUUUAUAUCCAAAUUUGUGAUCUUCUCAGACAACUCAAGAAAAAAAAAACAAGAGUUCUUGCUUAAACAUUUAUUGAUUGGAGCCAUUAAAGCUUUUAUAUCUCUCGUGAAUUUUGAGCCAAAACGGUUAUAUAUUUCUUGUUUUUCUUUUUUUUUUUAACGGGUCCGAGUCACGAUGAGUCAACUCGGAGAUUUGCUUAGAGAAUCAGAAGAUGGAACAAGAAGUGAGAGGACGAUGAUGUUGAGUUUGCUUGAAGAAGAUCAAAUCAACGGUGGAGAUCGAACGAUGAGUAAAUGGACUACGUUGAAGCAACGGCUGAGAUUUGACUGGGUUGGUUGUUGUGGUAAGCCUCUUACUCUGCGUCUCAGACAAUCGGAAACACCAAUCGUUGUCGAUGAUGAUGAUGAAGAAGAAAGUCAAAACCGGGUCAUUGACCUUACGGGUUCGGGUACGGGUAUGGAGUUGGAUUGUUUGACACGUGGCGUGACGAGGAACCUUGCGGAAGCUUUAGCGGAGGAGAGAUUAGCGCACGUUACUGCGGAGGAGACUUCAGUUGCUAAAGUACCGUUGAUGAGGUUGCUUGCGGAAUCGGACGGUUGUGAUUCGACGACGUGUUUGGGUAGUGAUACGUUGUGUUGCGUUUGUACGGGAAGAGAGAAAGGUGCGGCUUUUAUUCCCUGUGGACAUAUGUAUUGUAGAGUUUGUUCAAGAGAGAUUUGGAUGAAUCGUGGGACGUGUCCUCUUUGUAACCGUUCGAUCUUUGACGUUCUUGAUCUUUACUGAGCAAAAUUCAUGGAUUGAUCUGAUCGACGAUGAUAUAUGUUCAGUUUCUUUGUGCAUAUUUAUAUUGUUAGUUACAUGAUCACUAAUUGUUGUAUUAAAAAUAAAUAAAUGGUGACUAAUCAAAGGGUAUCA